Mizuhopecten yessoensis (Yesso scallop) is the source of this 2451-nucleotide messenger RNA. RefSeq lists its product as uncharacterized. Gene Ontology annotation, molecular function: translation repressor activity; ubiquitin protein ligase activity; zinc ion binding. Bases 336 to 1961 code for a protein of 541 amino acids. Gene Ontology annotation, biological process: protein polyubiquitination; proteasome-mediated ubiquitin-dependent protein catabolic process; negative regulation of translation. Lineage: Eukaryota; Metazoa; Mollusca; Bivalvia; Pectinida; Pectinidae. The transcript has 2 exons. The record is from RefSeq and is a predicted model, not a curated record.
ACUACUGCACACUGAAUUACAUUUGUAUUAAAUCGCUCAUAAUACACCACCCCUGUAAAUAGAAAGGUAGAUAACAACACCCCAAACGUCAGGCUGGGGAGAGCACACCCUAACCGAGCUAGACUGUGUUGUCAUAGAACUGUCUGGCCGGGUAGACAACAAAACACACACUUUUUGGCCUGGCAAAUUCUGCAAUGUCAGUUACGGAUUUCAACAGUUCUCCCGAGGAACGAUUUAUUAACAGAAAAACAUCUAUUAUUAUGUUUGAUGGACGAGUAUAUUAAAUUGUUGUUGUUCGUUGUCUGUGGACGGCCUGACCUUGUAAACAAGAAAAAAUGGCUACUUCCCUAAACAAAGGUCAGAUUCCUUUCCGUGUCAAAGGUCAGACGAACUGUGUUCACCACAAAGGGGGACAACUGGACCUUUACUGUGAGGAAUGCCAGCAGCUUGCUUGUAUUAAUUGUCUUUCUUCUGUACAUCAGAAACAUUCUUUGUGUAGCCUUAGUGAACUCACUACUCAAAAGAAGGAAGACAUUCAAAAUUUUAUAGACAAAUCUGAGAAAAUUGACCUUGUACAAAUUGACCAGUACAUCACUGUUACGGAUACACAUCUAAAGGACAAUGCCGGCAACUUUGAGAAACUUUCACACCAGUUAAAGACACAAACUAACAAAUUAAAACUGGAUCUUGACCUCCUAACAGCUGAGAUUCUGUCUCUUUAUCAACAAAUUGAGGAGGAUAACACCAAGCUACUACAAUCCUACAAACAGGACCUGGAAAUGUACAGUACUCAGCUAAAAAAUCAAGUACAAGAAUGCAAAAAAGCCCUUCAGCGAGGCUCUGACAUACAAAUCUAUGACACAGGAUGUGAUAUUCAAUCUCCUGUCACAAUCCCCGUAAAACCUGCCCUGGGUACCGCUAGCUUCAGUCCUAACCAAAAUCCUCAGGGUGACCUGAAACAAGCUUUUGGAGAAGUAAACAUUUCAGGUCAAGGUCAGGGGCAAGCCUUUCAAAGUCGUGAUCGUUCAGUUGGAACAUCUGCUGGAUUAUUCUCCACACAACCUCAGGCAAAACUAAAGAUAAAGACACCCUCUACUACUCAACAGAGAUCAAAUGGAAGAAAGGAAGUGACCAGUCCAGUAGAUACCCUGUUGUCUCAGACCAAGAUGUUGGGGGAGUGGGAGUCUCUAUGUGGCAUCACCUCUGUAUGUCCCACCACUGAUGGUCAGGUGUGGACCAGUUACUUUUCCAGUAAGACCUUAACUCUCCUGGACAGGAACGGGAAAGUUAUACAGGAGGUUAAACACAAUACUAAGAUCAGAGACAUAAGUCUGUCACCCACAACCAACACAAUGUGGGUCUGUGACUGGGAAAACCACAUCAUAGAGCUUGUGUCAGGACGGCUGGUACAUCGAUUCAGCUACGGGGAGGAACCACGGUGUAUCUGUAUUACAGCUAGUAACCAUGUCAUUGUGGGGAUGGACAAACACAUCUCAAUAUUCACCACUAAAGGUACAUUGGUACAUACUACAUUGGCAGCAGGGACGUGGAAACCAUUAGUGCAUGCACCAUACAGGAUCUCAGAGUGUCCUGUCACUCACAAUGUUGCAGUGGCUGACAUUGACGGUGGUAAAGGGAAACCAUGUGUAGUUGUCAUGGACACAGAUUUCAAGGUACUAUUUGUAUAUGGUGGUGAAGUCCCACUUACAUAUCAACCAACAUCAAAGUCAGGAGGUAAACAAUUUUACCCCUGGGGUGUGGUGUAUGACAGUGUGGGUAACCUGGUCAUAGCGGACUAUAACAAAAAGCGUGUCCUACUCAUCAGUGGGCGUGGUGAGUUCCUCAGGAACAUACACAGAGACAACAACAUACCACGGGCUGUUGGUGUAGACAAGGCGGAUGUCCUGUGGACUGUGUUUGGGUUUAACAAUGUCAAACUUCUACAGUACAGCAGGUUGUGAAAUCUGGACAAACCACCAUGAAUAUACAGAAACAAACACUGAAAGGAUGCUGAAAAAAAUAUCUUGAAAAAUUUCAACCCAAGAUGUAAACUACGGACCUGAGAAGUGUACCAACGCAUUAGACAGUAAUAAACAUGUACGACAAUUAUUGAAAUGUUUAAAUUAAAAACAACAACAAAAAAUCUAAUAAUUAAUUUAAUCACAAAAAAACUGAACAUGAUGUUUGACGAUAGUGAUGAACUUCGGAAGAACUUCUCGGCCUAAAAUAAUAUUUGACUUUUUUUUAGAAUCCAAAUUCUUUGAUGAAUAUCUAUUCCCGCUGAAAUGUAGUAAGUUGACUUGAUAUAUUCUGCUGCCAUUUUAAGCUGACCUGAUGUCACAAUAUGGCUGUCGAAUGAAUAUGUGAAUAUUUUUUAUAUAACUAGUUUUAACGAUCAGCUGUUCAAUUCAAUUACUCGAACAUGUGUUAUGCGUAAAUAAAAGUUUUUGU